Messenger RNA from Gastrolobium bilobum, 912 nucleotides. Its product is annotated as protein ALP1-like. The transcript is spliced from 3 exons. Lineage: Eukaryota; Viridiplantae; Streptophyta; Magnoliopsida; Fabales; Fabaceae. The record is from RefSeq and is a predicted model, not a curated record. Bases 1 to 912 code for a protein of 303 amino acids.
AUGGGUGUUGAAGAGAUGGUAUCAAUUUUUCUACACAUUCUAGCCCAUGAUGUGAAGAAUAGGAUAAUUAAAAGACAGUUCAUGCGAUCUGGUGAAACCAUAAGUAGACAGUUCUCCAAAGUGUUGCUAUAUGUCAUACGGUGUCAUACACUUUUAUUUAAACGACCAGAACCAGUUCCAGAGAACUCGACUGAUGAGAAGUGGAAGUCGUUCAAGUUGGUUAAUUAUCAGAAUUGUUUGGGAGCACUAGAUGGGACACACAUCAAGGUCUAUCCCUUGCAAGCCGAAAAGGCUAGAUACCGGACUAGGAAGGGUGAGAUAGCCACCAAUGUGUUGGGGGUUUGUUCCCAAGAUGGUCAGUUUAUUUAUGUUUUGCCUGGAUGGGAGGGUUCAGCUGCAGACUCAAGGGUACUCAGGGAUGCCAUCUCUCGUCCGAACGGUUUAAGGGUCCUUAAAGGAUACUAUUACUUGUGCGAUGCUGGUUACAUGAAUGGUGAAGGUUUCCUCAUUCCAUACAGAGGUCCGAGAUAUCAUCUGAGUGAAUGGAGACACGGGGCACACCCAAGAACCGCACAAGAAUUCUUUAAUAUGAAGCACUCUUCUGCAAGAAAUGUCAUAGAACGAUGCUUUGGAAUGCUGAAGGGUCGUUGGGCUAUUGUGCGAUCAAAGUCUUUCUAUCCGGUUAAAACUCAAUGCCGAAUAAUUAUCGCAUGUUGCUUGCUUCAUAAUCAUAUACGAAAAGAAAUGGAUGUGGAUCCUCUUGAUGAUGAAGAAGUGGAUCAAACACACGAAGUAGAUGCUGAUCUUGGAGGAAAUGACUUCAUCACUCACAUUGAGUCUUCUAAUGCAUGGACUGUUUCAAAGGAUCAAAUGGCGAAUCACAUGUUCAAUACAUGGAGGAAUCGCGUUUGA